This is a messenger RNA of Blepharisma stoltei, 918 nucleotides long. Lineage: Eukaryota; Ciliophora; Heterotrichea; Heterotrichida; Blepharismidae. The record is from the annotation of a GenBank genome assembly.
AUGAUCAGUGGAGCUCAAAGAUGCUUUUCAACAGUUCCUAAUCUUCUUUAUGUAGGCUUAGGGGAAAUGGGGUAUCGCAUUGCAGGGACUCUCAGCAAAACCUACCCUAUGACUGUUUGAAAUCGCACCAAUGAGAAAGCUGUAAGCCACGCUAGCGAAUAUGGAACUACAGCUCUAGCAGGGCCGAAUCCUUUUGCCCAUGACAUUUCGCAUAUUGAUGUGAUUUUAUCUUGCCUGCCGACUUCAAAUGAAGUUAAAAUUUUUGCUGAUCAUUUGAUAGCAAGCCAAAGCCAGUUGAAGCAAGGCCUGCUGUGGUUAGAUAACACUUCUGGUGUGCCUCAUCAAUCAAGGCAAAUAGCUGAACUGUUGCAGCAAAGAUCAGUGCAGUUCUUAGAUGUCCCAAUCAGUGGAGGACGCAAAGGUGCCACAAAUGCUACAUUAACCAUUAUGGUAGGAGGACCAAAACCAGAUUACGAAAGAAUAUUGCCAAUCCUACAAAAAAUGGGCAAAAAUAUAGCUCACAUAGGUGAUGUAGGAUCUGCUCAUGCAGUGAAGGGUCUAAACAACUUAUUAUAUGGCUGCAAUAUUUUACUAGCAAUGAAAGUUGCUCAGACUUUGGAAAAAGAAGGAAUUGACCCUGAUGUAGCCUUAAAAGCUAUGAUGACUUCUUCAGGAGGCUCAAAUUCAAUGCUAAGAGUUCAUGAGUAUGUAACCCACAACAGAACAAUUGAUUACAGUUUCAAAGCCAAUGCAUUAGUAAAAGAUAUGGACAUUGGGCUUUCUAUGGUUACGCCUAGGAGUGAAGAUGAUCCAGCUAUUAAGAUGUUCACAAACAUAAGAGACAUCUACUUCAAAAUGGCAACUGAAAAGGGUUGGAGCACUGCUGAAGUAUUUGACACGUUUCCAUAUAUUGAAUAA